GGUGAAGUGAGGCGACGCGGGCGGCCGGAGCCUCUGGACUCCGACGCCCGAGGGUGGCGAGAGGGAGGCCGAGCUGAAGGAUGUGUGGGCGCACRUCCUGUCACUUACCUAGAGAUGUCCUCACGAGAGCUUGUGCCUAUCACGAUCGACAGGGCCAGCAGCGACUCCCAGAGUGGAGAGACCCCGAGAAGUACUACCCCUCUUACAACAAGAGCCCCCAGUCCAGCAGCCCCGUGCUGCUGUCUCGGCUGCACUUGGAGAAGGGCGCAGACUCAUCAGAGCGGGUCAUUGCCCCCAUGCGAUGGGGCCUGGUCCCAUGUUGGUUCAAAGAAGCCGAUCUUUCCAAGAUGCCCUUCAACAUCACCAACUGUCGCAGCGACACCAUCUUGGAGAAACGGUCCUUCAAGGUGCCUCUGGGAAAGGGACGGCGCUGUGUGGUCCUAGCAGAUGGAUUCUACGAAUGGCAGCGGAGCCAAGUGACAAGCCAGAGUCAGCCCUACUUCAUCUAUUUCCCCCAGGUCAAGACCGAGAAGGUAUCGGCCACAGCGGGCUCUGGGAAGGAAGGGACCCGGAAACAAGUCAGGGUCAUUGAUUUAGUCAGCUUUUCUGCUGCUGUGACUCAGGGACCCUGCAGCACCACUGCAGAGGGGGACAGUGGAUGUGGGGCCCAGGGUGUCCACAGACGGAUGCCCGCCAUCUUGGAUGGAGAGGAGGCUGUGUCCAAAUGGCUCGACUUUGGGGAGGUGUCUACCCAGGAAGCCCUGAAGCUGAUCCACCCCACAGAGAACAUCACCUUCCACCCCGUCUCCUCUGUGGUGAACAACUCCCGCAACGACACGCCCGAGUGUGUCACACCUCUCAGCCUUGUGGUCAGAAAGGAACCCAAGGCAAGUGGCAGCAGCCAGAUGAUGAUGCAGUGGCUGGCCACCAAGUCCCCCAAAAAGGAGGAACCCAGGUCACCCCAAAAGGACAAGUCCGAUGUUCCGCAGUGGACCAGCCAGUUCCUGCAGAGGAGUCCACCCCCCGCCAAGAGAGCGGCCCCCGGCCUCCUGGACCGAUGGCUGAAGAGGGACAAGGAGGAACCGGCGGCCAAGCGGCCUCACUGCCAAUAGCGGCCUCCAGAGAGGCCCAGGUGAGGUCCUAGUGGAGGCCGCUGCUCAGGCUCAGGGAGGCUCCUUGCAUUCUGCAUACGGCCCCCGGUUAGGCUGGCCACUGUGGGCUCCCGGGCAGAUGGGCCACCCUGGCCUUGGCGGUGGUCCCCCUGCCGCAGCGCAGGGCUGCUGGGAAUGAGGGGGACCCGUUGCUCCAGGCUCUUCCCAGCCGCCGGGUGCUGUUAAAAUUAUGUUCCUAAAGUUUAUUUUUUUCCUGAAUAAAUUAUAUUUGA
Molecule: messenger RNA, 1384 nt
Organism: Urocitellus parryii (Arctic ground squirrel)
Lineage: Eukaryota; Metazoa; Chordata; Mammalia; Rodentia; Sciuridae
Source: RefSeq, a predicted model, not a curated record